CUGUUCCCACUACCCCACCAGAUCCCAAGCCGUAUUCACCUGCUCCUCUAUUUUACGUUUACGUUCAUUCUCUAAAGAUUUCUGGAAUGGGCAUUAUUGACGUUUUUGUUUUUGGGUUUCAGUUAAGGUAGCAGAAAGCGUUGAUCUUUGUGAAAGAUGAAGGUGGUGGCUGCAUAUUUGUUGGCCGUCUUGGGAGGCAACGCCACCCCCUCAGCUGAUGAUAUUAAGCACAUCCUUGGUUCCGUUGGAGCUGAUGCUGAUGAAGAUAGGAUAGAGCUCUUCCUAUCGCAAGUCGAGGGCAAAGAUAUAACAGAACUUAUUGCUGCUGGGAGGGAGAAGUUGGCCUCGGUGCCUUCUGGUGGUGCUGGUGUUGCAGUUGCUGCUGCUGCACCUGCUGGUGCUGGAGGUGCUGCUGCUCCAGCCGCAGCCGAGACAAAAAAAGAAGAGAAAGUGGAAGAGCAAGAGGAGUCUGAAGAUGACUUGAUGUUCAGUCUUUUUGACUGAAGGAGAUGUUGCUUGCUUGGAAAUAUUCUUUUCUCAACUCAAGCCUUUACUUAGAUUCUGAAAUGUUGCCAUCAAUAGAUUCUAAUUGCUAUCUAGCUUUUUGGUUUUUGAUAGUUGUUGGAUGAGACAUUUGUUUGACAACGUUGGAAUUAAUUUCUUAUUCUAGUUUUAAAUCUUUAAUGAAUGUUUUGCAUCCUU
Rubroshorea leprosula is the source of this 702-nucleotide messenger RNA. Lineage: Eukaryota; Viridiplantae; Streptophyta; Magnoliopsida; Malvales; Dipterocarpaceae. The record is from the annotation of a GenBank genome assembly.